Bufo bufo (common toad) is the source of this 3467-nucleotide messenger RNA. RefSeq names its product zinc finger protein 654 (gene ZNF654). The record is from RefSeq and is a predicted model, not a curated record. Gene Ontology annotation, biological process: regulation of transcription by RNA polymerase II. NCBI's taxonomy places the organism in Eukaryota, Metazoa, Chordata, Amphibia, Anura, Bufonidae. The transcript has 9 exons. The coding region runs from base 17 to 3232 and encodes 1071 amino acids. Gene Ontology annotation, molecular function: DNA-binding transcription factor activity, RNA polymerase II-specific; DNA binding. Gene Ontology annotation, cellular component: nucleus.
GGUCGGAGACAGCAGCAUGGCGGAAGACGAGAGUGAUCAGGAGUCGGAGAGGCUUGUGGAAGAGCUGGAAGCCAUAGCCGAGGAGGAACUGAGGGGGCCGGGAGCGAGAGACGUGAGGAGCCUGGAGUACUGCCGCCGCUUCUGUGAGGUUGUUGAGGACUACACAGCGCGGUGGCAGGUCCCUCUGCCGCAGCUACAAGUACUGCAGACCGCGCUCUGCUGCUUCACAUCUGCGAGCGUGUCCUUUCCGGCUGAGUGUGAGCACGUACAGCAUGUACUGAGCAGGCUCGCUUUGAGUCUCUUUGAGUUGCUGCUGUUUUUUGGGAAAGAUGAAUUUUAUGAGGCUCCUUUGAAAGACAUCCUUGGUUCAGUCCAGGAAUGCCAUGACCUCCUCAUCCGAUAUGAUAAUACGGACUUGAGAGAAGUUACAUGUGUUAUUAAGGAUGGAGGUCCUUGGGAAGAUCCAGUAUUACAAGCUGUGCUUAAGGGAAAAUCUGAACCUCAAGACAUUGUGGACAGAUACUUGAGGUCGGAGAACCAGCUGUUUUUUGAAUUUCGGGUGAGGUACCUCAUUGCCUGUGAACGUAUUUCAGAAGCAGUGGCUCUGAUAACAACCUGCUUGAGUCACCCUGAAGUCAGUAAAAACCUGUAUUAUCAUCAGGCCUACUUUAUGUGUCUGCAUAUGACCCGAUUAACAGAGCGGCUUCUUCCUGAGCACGUCCUGAGACUAGACUGCAGUGACGGAGUUAGAAUUAUCUGCAAUAUUGAAAAGGCAGGUAAAACGGCGCUGGCACUGCAGCUGAGCGAGGCUUUUCUCAUCACACAGUUGCAAACUGGAAAAAUGUAUUGCAUUUGGGAAUUAAUUUUCAUUUGGAGUAAACUUCAACUGAAAGUGAACCCCUCCAAGGAGGCGUUUGUUGAGCAAUGCUACAACAUGCUGAGGAUUGCUGCAAAUGUGAAGGCCAUAUUUCCCUUCAUGAAAACCAUCAGAGAGGAGAUUGGCGAAGGCUCUGUGCAGCUGUCGGUUGAACUUUGUGGCUGCGCGUUACAGCUGGAUCUUCAAGGCGACCCGGAGACAAAAUCCUUAAUUUACAAAACCAUUGCUUAUCUUUUACCCACGGACCUGGAGAUUUGCAGAAUCUGUGCUCUGUCUGUUUUCUUCCUGGAACGGACCGUAGAAUCGUAUGAGGUGGUCGAAGGGUUGUAUAGAUACUGUGACGAAGAUUACAAUGAGUUUGCCAGCUAUGUGGAGAAUCGAGUGCGCUUUGAACUGCUUCCAAUAUUAAAAAGGGGUUUAGUAUUCGAUCCCGAAUUUUGGAAUUUCUCAAUGAUCCAAACAAACUGUGCCGCUCUGCUGGGAGACGAUGCUGCACUGGUUUUACCGAAGUCCGAUGCUGUGGAUAUUGUUGUUGAUCAGAAGAGUUUGCCUUUGGAUGGCGCCGUGACACCAUUACAUAAUGGUGAACAGAAGCACAAAGAAAGCCGCAGCAGGUAUAGAGUCUCAUCAGAGCCUAGGAAGAACCAUACUGUCUUCACCCCCCAUAAGAUGGAUACAAAUACACCCAGGCAUCAUUGUACUUUGUGUAAUAGAGAGUUCUUGGGUGGUCACAUACUCAGACAUGCACAGACCCACCACCAAAAAGGCUGGUUUUCAUGUGUUGUAUGUGCCCGGAAGAUCAGGAAUAAAGUGUCCAUGCUUAGGCACCUAAAACAUCACCUAAAGAAAAUGCAAAGGCACCCAGCAGGAAAUUCUCUUAAAGCUUCCUCAGACCCAUCCCCUGGGUACUCAGAUACAAACAAGGCGAAUUCUUUAGAAACGUCAUCUUCAGAGACUGGAAAUUCCAACCAGGACUUAAUGGACAGUGAGCAUAUCAUUCCUGGUCGAAACCACACCAUGGACCAUAACGGAGGCAACGUAAAUGAUUCCACAGCUACACAGACUUCGUGCUCCACCGACGUAAGCAAUUCAGACGAGACGACUGCACUAGGUGAAAUGCAAGCCGUAGAAGACGAUGCCGGCAGAGAUACGGGUCAGGGUGUUAAAAUAAAUGGCUCUUUAUUUUGUAAAUUCGACCCGGUUGUCGAUAGUCAGGUUACUUUUCAGUGCCCAUCUCAGGACUGUCAUCGGGUUUUCCAGAAGGUAAGAACCUUGAACAAGCAUGCACGGAAAGCGCACCCAUUUGAUGUGAAGGUGCAGCAGCACCUUAUGACAUGGAACAAAAGCAAAUGCCGCUACUGCCAGAGGAUGUUUGUAAACUGCAGACAUUUCUUUGACCACCUAAAUAGGCACGCUUACCCCAAUGUCUAUUUCUGCCUGCAGUUGAAUUGCAAUCAGCGCUACAAGUUUUCAGGUCAACUCAUUGAACAUCAGCAAAGCCACGAGACUCUUGAAGUUCAGUGCGGUUAUACGAACUGUCCAGAAAUUUUUGAUGAGCUUUCUUCCCUUUAUGAGCACGAAGCUCUGCACUAUGAACAAAUCCCAUUAGAUAAUACUACUUCUGUACCCAACACAGAGCCGCUAGAAACUGUUCAUGUUCCCCAAGAGGACAGUGGAAGCUUAGAACCUCAACCUGACGUGUCUUCACCUUCUAGCAAAACAGAAGAACCCCCUCGGCAAGAGGAAGCUCCAGACCUGCACAUUCCCAUCUGGAAAUCGAGAAAGGAAAUAGCAGAACCAAAGACCUAUAAACAAGCAGAGAAAAAACUUCAUGGUGAAGUACACUUGGCCAAGGAGGUCCUCCAAACUAGCUGUGAUGUUGGGCAGGAUCCAAUUCCUGAAGAUAACCAGGGUGCUGCUCCUGAGGAACAUGGCCUCAAUGGACACUUGGCUCAGGAGCCGAGUGCUGUGGUAGAAACUGCAACUGUAGAGAGGGAGACGGAAAGUUAUCCACCAGACCCAGACGCCGUGCAAGAGACUGCACCAACAGCACAGGCUAAACAAAAUCCGGUCACUUUCUCCAAUGCGUAUGGCACAGUGGGAGUGCGGCCAUUUAGUAGACCAUUGCCACCCAGUUACCUAGACGAACAGUACAUUAGUAUGCCAAAACGCAGGAAAAAUGAACUGGAACUUACUUCUGAAAACCAUACGGUAUCUGAACCCCCAGUAGAGAAAUGGAGAUGUGGGAAGUGCCUAACUAAUUACUGUAGCUCUGAAGCGCUUGAGCAGCAUCUAGCACAAAAGAAGUGUCAGCUGUACUUUGGUUUUGACUCAGAUGAUGAAAGUGCCUGGUGAAAACUUGCACAAGAAGACACAACCAUCUCCACCCUACCACCCCGGGACUAAAUUUGGCCUUAAACAAUAGGACUUUACCAGCUUUCACGUUUUUACUAAGAAUUCUUGUGGAGUGUUAAAUGUGUAUAAUUCAAGUCCAGAAAAAAAUGUUCACUUUUACAUUUUAGCAACAAAAAAAUGAAUAAUGUGCCAUGUAAUUUUGGUGUGUACCGCCUUGAAGAUUGAAUCGAAUAAA